CUCUUCUCUCACUCUAACUCAAAUACUUUGAAAAUUAAUUUCAGCUGAAACAACAACAACAAGAAGAGGAAGGAAGAGAUCUCCCCUACUUCAACUCAAAGUAAGGAAUUCUCUAAAGGCGUUUCGAGAUUUCUUCGCACAAUAUUUGUUUAUAUUCUUUUAAGAUUAAAUGAAGCUUCCUGUGAUGCGUUAUUCUUCUUUGGUUUUAACCGACAAAAACCUUUUAGAACCUCGUGUUGUUUUAUGUGAUUUGGUUUUCUUCAAAUCUAUUAGCGCCGUAUGAAAUUUUGUGUUAGCUGAAUUAGAGGUUUUCGCAGUGGUGGCAGUGGUGGAAAUUGUGAUUAGUUUAUUUAUUUAUUUGAUGAAUGUGUAUGGGAAUUUGAGUCAUUUUCUCAUAUUAGAUUCAGAGUGUGAAAAUGCCUGAAGAGAGGAGGAGAAAGAGGCAUUUUGGAAAACUUUAUUCGUUUUCGUGUUGUAAGAAUUUGCCUACUGACGAUCAUGCUCAAAUUGGGCAAAGCGGGUACUCGAGAGUGGUUCAUUGUAAUGAUCCUGAUAACCCGGAAGCUCUUCAGCUCAACUAUAGGGGGAAUUAUGUGUCCACUACUAAGUAUACAGCGGCUAAUUUUCUUCCCAAGUCUUUGUUUGAGCAAUUUAGGAGAGUUGCAAAUAUCUAUUUUCUAGUUGUGGCAUUUGUUUCGUUUAGUCCGUUGGCACCGUAUUCCGCACCUAGUGUUCUUGCACCUCUUUUAGUGGUGAUUGGUGCAACUAUGGCCAAGGAAGGUGUGGAAGAUUGGAGGCGAAGAAAGCAGGAUAUAGAAGCCAACAAUCGCAAGGUCAAAGCGUAUGGUAAAGGUCAUACUUUUAUUGAGACCAAAUGGAAGAAUCUCCGGGUAGGUGAUAUUGUUAGGAUUCAUAAAGAUGAAUAUUUUCCUGCUGAUCUGCUACUGCUUUCAUCAAGCUCUGAGGAUGGGAUAUGUUAUGUUGAGACGAUGAGCCUUGAUGGAGAGACCAAUUUGAAAUUGAAGCGUGCCUUGGAAGUGACAUACUCUUUACGUGAUGAAAAAUCCCUUCAGAAUUUUACAGCAAUGGUCAAGUGUGAGGACCCAAAUGAACAUCUGUAUUCUUUUGUUGGAACAUUGUUCUAUGAUGGCAAAACAUUUCCGCUUUCACCACAGCAGAUUCUUUUGAGGGAUUCCAAGCUGAGAAACACUGAUUAUAUCUAUGGUGUAGUUGUUUUCACCGGACAUGACACAAAAGUGAUGCAGAAUGCUACAGAUCCUCCUUCCAAGAGGAGCAAGAUUGAGAGGAAAAUGGAUAAGAUUGUGUAUGUCCUUUUUAGUACUCUUAUUUUCAUAUCAUCUAGUGGAUCUGUGUUUUUCGGAAUUAAAACUAAAAAAGACAUCUCUAAUGGAAAGAUUAGGCGGUGGUAUCUUAGACCAGAUGCAACGACUGUGUUUUAUGAUCCCAGAAGAGCGACACUUGCUGCAUUUCUUCAUUUCUUGACAGGCCUUAUGUUGUAUGGAUAUUUAAUACCAAUAUCAUUAUAUGUCUCCAUUGAGAUUGUUAAGGUUCUACAAAGUAUUUUUAUCAAUCAAGAUCGUGAUAUGUACUAUGAGGAAGUAGACAAGCCAGCACAUGCUCGAACAUCUAAUUUAAACGAGGAACUUGGUCAGAUUGAUACUAUACUAUCUGAUAAAACUGGUACUUUGACAUGUAAUUCCAUGGAAUUUGUCAAAUGUUCAAUAGCAGGCAUUGCUUAUGGCCGUGGUAUGACAGAAGUAGAGAGGGCUCUGGCCAAGAGACGAAGGGAUAGGCUAUUUGAAGUUGAUGAUUCUAUAACUGAUGCAGGCCAAAAUAGUAAUAACAUUCAGUCAGGGAAACCGGUUAAGGGAUUCAACUUCAGAGAUGAACGCAUAAUGAAUGGACAGUGGGUGAAUGAACCACAUUCAGAUGUCAUACAGAAGUUUUUUCGACUAUUAGCAAUUUGCCAUACAGCAAUACCUGAUGUAAACAAAGAAUCGGGUGAAAUUACUUAUGAAGCUGAAUCACCGGAUGAAGCAGCCUUUGUCAUAGCUGCGAGGGAGCUUGGCUUUGAAUUCUUUGGAAGCACACAAACAAGUAUCUCAUUGCAUGAGUUAGAUCCUGUGAGUGGUAAAGUGGUAAAAAGGGUAUACGAGCUUCUUCAUGUGUUGGAGUUCACUGGUUCUCGCAAGAGAAUGUCUGUGAUUGUGAGGAGUCCGGAGAAGCAGUUGUUGCUCCUUUGCAAGGGUGCAGACAGUGUGAUGUUUGAAAGGCUCUCAAAAGAAGGACGUCUCUUUGGGGCUGAGACCAGAGUACACAUCAACAGAUAUGCUGAAGCAGGUCUACGGACAUUGGUAAUUGCAUACCGUGAACUUGAGGAACACGAGUAUAGAAGAUGGGAAGAGGAGUUUUCAAAGGCCAAAAAUUCUCUGACUGCAGAUCGAGAUGCUUUGGUGGCUGCAGCUGCUGAUAAGAUAGAAAGGAAUUUAAUUCUUCUUGGUGCUACUGCUGUUGAGGACAAACUACAAAAGGGGGUUCCAGAAUGCAUUGACAAGUUUUCACAGGCUGGAAUACAUAUAUGGGUCUUAACUGGUGAUAAAAUGGAAACUGCAAUAAAUAUUGGGUAUGCCUGUAGUCUACUGAGACAAGGAAUGGAGAAUAUUGUGAUCACUCUAGACACACCAGAGAUAGAAGCUUUGGAGAAGCAAGGGGAUAAGGAGGCCGUUGCUAAGGCUUCUCUUGAAAGUGUGCAAAUGCAAAUAACAGAAGGAAGAUCUCGAAUUCCUUCAGAUAAAAAUAAUCCAGUCAAGUUUGGUUUGGUAAUUGAUGGCAAGUCACUGGAUUGUGCUCUGGAUGAGAAGCUAAGCAACAUGUUCUUGGAUCUUGCACUCAACUGCUCCUCUGUUAUAUGCUGUCGCUCUUCACCCAAACAGAAAGCUCUUGUUACAAGACUGGUGAAAGGAACAGGUAAAACAACACUAGCAGUGGGCGACGGGGGAAAUGAUGUUGGUAUGCUUCAAGAGGCUGAUAUUGGAGUCGGCAUCAGCGGUGUUGAAGGAAUGCAGGCUGUGAUGUCAAGUGAUUUUUCAAUAGCUCAAUUUCGUUAUUUGGAACGUCUGUUGCUGGUGCAUGGCCAUUGGUGUUACAGACGAAUAGCAAUGAUGAUUGUUAUUUUUCUAAAGAACAUCACAUUUGGGUUCACUCAUUUUGGUUUGAGGUCUAGCUUCAUUUUCUGGUCAGCCAGCAUACAAGAUUGGUACAUGUCAUGCUACAAUGUCUUCACCUCACUUCCUGCCAUUAAUGCUCUUGGCGUUUUUGAUCAGGAUGUUUCAGCAAAACUCUGCCUCAAGUAUCCUUUGUUGUAUCAAGAGGGAGUACAGAACAUCCUAUUUAGCUGGCUCCGCAUUCUUGGAUGGAUGUCUAAUGGAAUUCUUAGUUCCAUAAUUAUCUUCUUCUUCACCACCAACUCCAUUUUUAACCAAGCUUUCCGGACAGACGGUAAAGUGGUUGAUUAUGAAGUCUUUGGCGUCACAAUGUAUACUAGCGUAGUGUGGGUUGUCAAUUGCCAAAUGGCACUUUCCAUCAACUACUUCACUUGGAUCCAGCACUUCUUCAUCUGGGGAAGCAUUGCCUUGUGGUAUCUGUUUUUAGUGAUUUAUGGUUCGCUCCCAACAACGUUUUCGACAACAGCAUACAUGGUUCUUGUCGAAGCAUGUGCUCCGAGUCUACUCUAUUGGCUCACCACCCUUCUUGUUGUUGUUUCCACUCUACUACCAUAUUUUUUCUACAGGGCGUUUCAGGUACGAUUUCGACCAAUGAUCCAUGACAUAAUCCAACAGGAGGGAUUGAAAGACCAGGAUACUGAAACUAGUGAGUUGCCUGCCAGAGUGGAAGUCAAAAUGCAUCAUUUGAAGGCAAAUUUGAUGCAGAGGAACACAUGAAACUCAACUGAACUCAAACAUGUCUGACCAAGUUACUAAGGUUGUGUGGUUUUGUACAUGCUACAGUGGCAGUUUAAAGAUAGGGAAUAGGUUGGAAUAUAAGUAUAACUUUGUGUACAAUAGAAUGUGUAAAGCUGAUUUAUUAAAGUUAAGGCUUUUUUAUUGUCUAUCUGAUCUUUGCUCUGGAGACCCUUCUUCGCCAGAGCCAAGAAUGUGUAAUUGUCUCAUCGUUUGGUUGUGUAUAGAAGGUUUUGCAUAAUUCCAGAAAAUCUAGUUGGUUUUAUUUAUCACAUUGACAUUUA
Molecule: messenger RNA, 4264 nt
Organism: Pistacia vera
Lineage: Eukaryota; Viridiplantae; Streptophyta; Magnoliopsida; Sapindales; Anacardiaceae
Product: probable phospholipid-transporting ATPase 8
Biological process (GO): phospholipid translocation
Cellular component (GO): plasma membrane
Molecular function (GO): ATP hydrolysis activity; ATP binding; ATPase-coupled intramembrane lipid carrier activity
Source: RefSeq, a predicted model, not a curated record